CAUCUAUAUGUAGUUGGGCGCAACAAGGCACAAAGCGAGUGUGUGCUGGUUAUUAUUUUAGUCAACGCGAAGGCCAACCAAACUCCCAAUUUCACAGGUGGCGCCACCCACCGCCCCGUUUCAAUGUAGUUGCUCAUAGUAUCCAUCCGCCAAUCUUGUUCCCUUGUUUACAUGUGCUGUCGGUCGUACGAGUUGCUACGAUGUGUUUGUUUGAUCGUGUUUUUGCGUUUGCUGUAAUGAAUUGUGACUUAGUUCGCGUGCACAAAAGUGUCCGAAGAUAGCUUGUGUCUCGCUGCAAACUCGCGGUAUGCGUGGUGCGCCAGGCAAACGUGGACCAACGAUUUUCAUGCCAUGGAGUGCGUUCCCUUUGUCCGUGGUGGUUGUGGAAAGUUCGGUGGACGCCGCAAAGAAAUGAUGCGCAUUAUUAGCGUUCCGCAGGUCGUCCACUACGCAACUGCAUGUAUGCGGGAAUAACUUUGCAGCUCCGGCAACUUGGAAGGCGCUUUUCGACCGCAUCGUACCAUUUAAAAGUGGCAAGGCCGUGACCAACAACAGUGUCCACGUCAGGGAGGAGCUAUGGCUGCAGCAGCACUGUGUGUAAUCGGAUGGUCUGGUCAGGUACAGAUUGGUGUGGGAUUGGUGAUGCCACUCAACAAGUGGCAUUACAUAUUCAAGUCUGCUUCCGACGGGAAGUGCCCAUUAGAGGUGGCAUGGCACCUGUGGACACCAGUGCAAGCAGGUGAAAGCAGCCUGACUGGACAGGCCUGCCGGACAAUGUGCCGCGCAUCUGGGAAGCUUCCGGCAACACCGGAGAAAGUGGCUGUUUUGAAGAACUGCCUGGAGAAAUACAUAAGUGACCAUCUAAUGAUGCCACCUGCACCACAUCCGAAGAACCACCUUGCUUCCCUGCGAAAGCACCUUUGGAGCUUUCUUUUACACAAGCAGGACGCCAGGGCAAGCGAGUGGAAAAGUAAAUACAGUACAAGUCUAGUGAUGCUUUUUCAAUAAAGUAUGAUGAUAUGCUA
Messenger RNA from Dermacentor andersoni, 1025 nucleotides. The record is from RefSeq and is a predicted model, not a curated record. Lineage: Eukaryota; Metazoa; Arthropoda; Arachnida; Ixodida; Ixodidae.